Molecule: messenger RNA, 504 nt
Organism: Striga hermonthica
Lineage: Eukaryota; Viridiplantae; Streptophyta; Magnoliopsida; Lamiales; Orobanchaceae
Source: the annotation of a GenBank genome assembly
AUGCAUUCGUUCGGGUACAGAGCCAAUGCCGUGCUCACCUUCGCCAUCACUAUUCUCGCACUGAUGUGUGCCAUGGCCUCUUUCUCCGACAACUUCAAUACGCCAUCUCCCACCUCACAAGUCCAAGUGUUGAACAUUAAUUGGUUCCAGAAGAAACCCGAUGGUGAUGAUGAGGUGAGCUUGACAUUGAACAUAUCAGCAAACUUAGAUUCGCUAUUUACGUGGAAUACAAAGCAGGUCUUUGUAUUUUUGGCUGCUGAAUAUGAAACUUCUACAAAUGUGCUUAAUCAGGUAUCUUUGUGGGAUGGUAUUAUACCUUCCAAAGAACACGCUAAGUUCUGGAUUCACACAACUAACAAGUAUCGUUUUAUUGAUCAAGGAAGCAAUCUAAGGGGCAAAGACUUUAACUUAACACUGCAUUGGCAUGUCAUGCCUAAGACGGGCAAGAUGUUUGCCGACAAAAUAGUCAUGAGUGGCUACCGUUUGCCACAGGAAUAUAGAUGA